CCAUUUCCUAGUUCGCUCGUGCACAUCUCCGACGAUCCCAAUUCAAAAUUUAUCACUUCUUCCAUUUUUUUGUAACUAAAAAAGACAUAAAAGAGAGUAGAAACAAGCUAGAGAGUAGAGAGUCCAAUUCUUUCUUUUGGUACAAAAUAACAUUGAAAAAUCAUCACCAGUUUUGUUUGUUUCGUUGAUGGCAUCUUCCGGUAACAGUACAACGGCAGGGACAGGUUCACCGUGCGGAGCGUGCAAAUUCCUGAGGAGGAAGUGUGCAUCGGAUUGUAUAUUCGCACCUUACUUCUCAUCAGAGCAAGGAGCAGCAAGAUUCGCAGCUAUUCACAAGGUGUUUGGAGCCAGCAACGUCUCUAAGCUCUUGCUUAAUGUCCCAAUCCAUGAUCGAUGUGAAGCUGUUGUCACCAUCGCCUACGAAGCUCAGGCUCGUCUUCAUGAUCCUGUGUAUGGCUGUGUCUCCCAUAUUUUUGCCCUUCAACAACAGGUGGCUUACUUGCAAGCACAAGUCAUGCAAAUGAAGGCACAAAUCGCCGGCCACCAGACGUCAGCCGCCGGGGAUCUAAGAAAUAGUCCGGAAAGUGCUCACCAAUUCACGACGUGGCAACAAACUAGUGGCUCUCCGAUCGGCAGUACUGCAUACUCUACACCAUAUAAUCAUCAUCACCAUCCUUACUACGGUCACGUAAACCCUAACAAUCCAGUCUCGCCACAGAGCUCGCUAGAAGAAUCUUUUAGCACCACGAGCAGUGAUGUCACUAGAACAACUAACGUGAGUGAGACUCAUCAAACCGGAGGAGGCGUAUACGGUCAAGGCGGGUUAGAGUUUCACGAAGGAUAUCCUAACAAGAAGAGAUCAGUGAGUUAUUGUAAUAGCGAGCUAGGUGAGCUUCAGGCUUUGGCUCUUAGAAUGAUGAAGAACUAAGAUAAGUUGGUAACUUAUG
This is a messenger RNA of Eutrema salsugineum, 947 nucleotides long. Its product is annotated as LOB domain-containing protein 16. NCBI's taxonomy places the organism in Eukaryota, Viridiplantae, Streptophyta, Magnoliopsida, Brassicales, Brassicaceae. The record is from RefSeq and is a predicted model, not a curated record. Gene Ontology annotation, cellular component: nucleus. Gene Ontology annotation, biological process: positive regulation of DNA-templated transcription; hormone-mediated signaling pathway. The transcript is spliced from 2 exons. The coding region runs from base 188 to 928 and encodes 246 amino acids.